Porites lobata is the source of this 3699-nucleotide messenger RNA. The record is from the annotation of a GenBank genome assembly. NCBI's taxonomy places the organism in Eukaryota, Metazoa, Cnidaria, Anthozoa, Scleractinia, Poritidae.
AUGAGCAUGCUUCCCAACAUAAACUCCAGGUUUCAAAAAGGGGCACAACAAUGUGCUGCUGAGUUCUUUCAGGAAUACUGUCGUUAUCUUGGCUAUAGAUUCAACGAAUGCCAAAACAAUGGUGUCAUUCCCCAGCACAUUGAUUUGUCAUAUUUGAAAACAUUUUUUUUCAAUCUGAGAAGUGAAAUACUUUGCUUGAAGUGUAACACUGUGAGCUGCAACUCUAGCAUGGAGACACUUCUUCCUCUUCACCUUGCCCAGGUAACAACCUACGUGUAGUAUAAUGAAGAAGUAGAAAAGAGAAGAUAUGUUAGGUCUCAGCAAAUGAUCACUGAUAUGGUGGCUUAUUUUCUGAAAAUACAUCUUGAAAGCAUGCUAAACAAUCAUGGUUAACAUACUGAUCACAUCUUGUUAAUUACUUGCCAAAUUAACCAUCACAGGGGUCAAAAGUCAAUAAUGAAAGCCGCUUGGAAAAUACAGUGUUACUAUGAAAGCCACAAAACAUACAUAUAAGGCUGGUUUGUCACAAGAGAUCAAACACUUGCACUGUAAAGAAUGACUUCUCCUAACCUGGAGGUGUUACUGCUACUUUUCCAAAAAACUUUUUAGAAAAUAACAAAUAUAUAAGCCUAAGGGUGAAAAGAUAGGGAGAUUUCCAUUACUUUGUACUCCUUCGUACUUUCUUUUAAUUAUGAAUUAUACUGACUGAGGGGUUAAAAGGGAAAUGGGAAAAGUAGCAAGGAAAAUCAAUUGUUCUGCUAUUCAAAUGAUUUUAAUCACAUUUUCAUUAGGGAAGCAGUCUUCAGGAGCUUGUAAAGGCGCAUAGCCAACCAGUACAGCUGGAGACACCAUACAUGUGCUACAAGUAAGCUGUACAUGACUGUCACUUUCCUGCGUGUAACUAACAUGGAUCAAUAGUUGAUUAUUACAUGGGUUUCGUGGACCUGAGGCUUCAUUUCUUGUAAUAUCAUUGAUCUCGAAAUCCAUACAUUGCUAUCCUUUUGAAAGUCUCUACAGGGGGAUCAUGUGCUGCUGCUGAAAUAAUACUGGAAAAGUGAAUGAACAUUGGGAUUGGCUAUUGGCUUGCACAGACUCAAUAUGUGAUAAAAUUGAUAACAUUAUGCAAAAAAGGAUGAGUACCAUUAUACUAGAAACGGGAAAAAAUGGAAACAAAACAGAUAAUUACAUUCCUAGGACAAUGAUGUGGAAAUACUCUUGCAAAGCCAAAAAAAAAAAAGAAAUACAUGACAAAUAGGAACAAUAAAUGUACAAAAUAAGAAAAAAAAAUAAGGAUUAAAAUGAUGUUAAAUACAGAGUUGUAACACAAUAUUAACAUGCAAUUAUAAGAUAUCUUAUUUUUUAAAAUUUCUUCACUUAAAGAUUGAAAGCACGUCCUUUUUCACAAUUAUUUAAUAUUCUUUUACUAGCUGCAAAGAUCAAACUGAAGCUUGGAAGCGUUUGGUUAUUGGCAAAGUACCUAAUACCAUCUGUCUCCAACUCUUGCGUUUCAAUUCCAGUGGUGAUAAGAUCAAGCAAACAGUAAAGUAUGAUGAAACCCUCACACUUACUGAAGUAAGUGGGGUGGAUAAAUCAGGGUCAACAGGAAGUGCUUUAGUACCUUACGAGCUUGUCGCUGUUGUAGUGCACCUCGGAAAUAAUCUAUCUUCAGGUCACUAUGUCUGCUUCAUGAAAAGGAAUGGGUUGUGGUAUUGUGCUGAUGAUGCUCGUAUCAAAGAAUGCACUGCAUUUGAGGCCACUAGCCAACAAGCAUAUCUAUUAUUUUAUGAAAAGGCUGAUGCUUGUGAUGUCCCUGAGGUAGAAGUACCACACAACCUGAGUUCUUUUCCAUCAGCAACUGACAGCAAGCAAAAUCCUUCCAAGGAAAACAUGCAAAUCCAGCAAGCUACUCCACCAUCCUUUUACAUCACCGAACCGUGUUUUGAUGUGCAAACUGCAGCAGUUUGUAAAACUGCAAAAGGAAGCCCUGCACUACAGUACAUGUCAAUAUGCGACUCAGAAAAAGAGCAAGCUGAACUAAUUGUGACCAUGGGGCAUACCAUCCAAGACCAUCCCAGAACAAAAGGUUGGCAAGAGCAAGACCUACGUAGACUUUUGCCAGGACAAGAAGAGGAAGGAUCUUGGCUGAACAACUUUGUCCUUAAUAAGAUCUUCUUACUAAUAGAGGAGAAGGCCACAGCAGUUGGCAACAAGGUCAGGACCCUUAACUCAGACAUCUUCACAAGGAUGAUUACAUCUUCGACAGAGACAUUCAAAAAAUACAACUUUCACCAAUUGUAUCCUAACAUCUUUGAUUCAGAGGUCAUUCUCGCACCAUUCAACCAUGGUAGGCACUGGUGUCUGGUUGUUGUAAGCAUGAAAGAGAAGAUGUCCAUAUACUUGGACUCCCUAUAUAAUGGUGCAGGUGCAAAAAUGGCAUUUUCAAGAAUGAACAACUUUUUGACCUCCUCGGCUUCUAUUUUGGGAAGGAACUGGGACAUGCAUGACUGGAAAUAUUUCGCGAUUCCCUCCUCUGACAUACCACAGCAACUGAACAGUGAUGACUGUGGAGUAUUUGUAGCCAAAUGGGCACAGCACAUUUCUGUGGGUCUGCCACUUGAUUUUUCUCACCCAGACAUAGUUAAUUUCAGGUACUCUCUUAUUCUUGACAUAGCAAGAAAUGCACUAUCAAUGGACAUAAAAGUUCCCAGUACUCAAACCAGGAAAGAAACACUCAAAAGAACCACAGCAGCAUCAAGCCAAAUGAGCACAACAAGUACUCCACACAGAGUCUCUAUGACCAAUGAAACAUCAGUAUCCGACAAAGUCACCCCUGCUACCUCACCAAUCAACCAAGCCUCUGCUGCCAAACAAACAUCACUAUCCAACAAAGCCAGGCCUACUACCAAACCAAUCAGCCAAGCCUACUCUGCCAAACAAACAUCAUUAGCCAACAAAGCCACUCCUACUACCUCACCUAAAAGCCAAGCCUCUGCUUCCCAACAAACAUCAGCAUCCAACAAAGCCAACCCUACUACCUCACCAAACAGCAAAGUCUCUACUGGGAAACAAACCUCAGUAUCCCAAAAGGCCAACCCUACUGCCUCGCCAAACAGCCAAGUCUCUGCACCAAAACAAACCUCACUACCCAACAAAGCCACCGCUGCGACCACACCAAACAGCCAAGCCUCCACUACCGAACAAACAUCAGGAUCCAAAACAGCCAACGCUGCCACCUCACCAAACAGCCAGGCCCCUUCUUCAAAUCCAACAUCUGUAUUCAACAAAGCUCCCCUUACUACCAAACCAAUCAGCCAAACAUCUGGUACAACAAAUCACUCAAAUACUGAUCAUAGUUACUUCCAACCUCUACCAACCAAGAAGAGAAAACUUGAUCCCACAGUUCUACCUCACAAUGUUUCUGCCAUCCUUCCACAUGAAUAUCAAUACAAAUGUUUACAAUAUGAAGAAUUGCCUGGUGAAAUGAUUCAAGAUAGCUUCAGAGUGCAAUUCUGUAUUAAAGAUAUAGCAUGCAAGGAAGAUGUUGACAAGUGGUUAUCAAAACUUGCUACUUCAUCCAACAUAAAAUACAAUACAGAAAGUGGGGGUCAUGCAAGGAAAGGAAAGAGAGUACUCUUUGCAGGACAAUAUAUUUGCCAGUGCAAACGCGAAAAAAUUAACCAAAAGACAAGAAGAUGCUAA